Molecule: messenger RNA, 1489 nt
Organism: Hydra vulgaris (swiftwater hydra)
Lineage: Eukaryota; Metazoa; Cnidaria; Hydrozoa; Anthoathecata; Hydridae
Source: RefSeq, a predicted model, not a curated record
UAAACAGCAUUACAAUUAUAAAAAAAGAGACAGAAGAGUAUUACAAAAUGAAUUUUAUAAUUUUGUACUUGUUUUAUUUUGUUCUUGCUGUAACCGUAGAAUCUGCAAAAAAUAGCGAGGAUAACUUUACGACUUAUCAAAAGAUAGUCGAAGUUAUUAAGCUGUCUAACAAACCUUUUUUGAGUGACAUCAGUGAAAAAGACGAUCUUGUUAAUUGGUUUUCAAGUGAAUCUUCAUCAAUCUGGGAGCAAGUUAAAAGUUUUACAGAAGACGUCAUUCUUCCAUUAAAUUUUACAUCUACACUUAUCAGUGAAAUACAAGAUGAGGUGGAAGCAAUUUCAGAAUUUUUAGAAAAAGGAAAAGACUUGAAAAUCAAAAAUGACUUUUCAAAUUUUCUAUCAAAAAAGGAAAAGUUCUUUCCACAAACCAUUUCAACCAGUGAUAUGAUAUUUGAUCCAAACUGGGUCGUCUUAGUUAUCUAUUAUAUAAGAGCUUCUUCAUUGAUUCAUUUGGCGCUUAUGGAUCCUAAUCGUUCUAAAGCAAAGAGAUUGAAUAAAUGUGCGUUUCAUCAUGAAUUAGAACUACUGAGAGAAGAUGUUAUUGGAGCAGCUAAACAUCUGUAUAAAUUAAGAUAUCAACACACCAUAAAAGGUGCCGGUAUCGGAAACUUGAAAGAUGUGCCUGAAGGCAUAUUGCUUGAUACUUCUAUGAUUCCUAAAUAUAAAAAAUCAAGUGACACACAAGGAUAUUUAUCCUUCAGUGACACAUUUUCAAAUGAUAAAGUAUCAAUUUCCUUACCUCAUAUCAAGCAUUUUUACUUUGAUCUCAUUGUGAGAGAAGGCAUGACUUCUUUGAUUGAACGAAUGGUUAUGUUUUACAACAGCUUAAUUGGGAGCACCUGCGAUGAGAUAACGGCUGAGAUUGGAUGCCAGUGUCCGAAAAUGAUUUUAAGUGAAGAAGUUCGAUUCGCUUAUUCUGAUGAUUGUUAUGGUGAAGUUCAAAACAGAGCUAUUAAGUGCAGACUGCCUUGCUUAGAUUAUGAUGGAACAAACAAAUAUAUUUGUGUCUUUGGUGCUGCUCUUGAAACUGGUUCGUGGUACGUAGAUGAAGUCAGCGAAACUAUAAGAGAAGAAAAUCCUGAUCGCUAUACCAACCGUGCUUAUUGUAAUCCUCCAAAUCAAAAUGAUUGGGAUCAAUGUAUGAAUGUUCAAAAUCUAAACAAAAAUGUGUUAGUGCUAAGUGAAAAAUCAGCCGAUAAACAGAAAAAGAUUUAUCCAAAAUCCCAAAAGAAACCUCCUCCGAAAUCACGUAUCAGUACAGCUCUUUUAACAACUCUGAACGGGGGUGGAAAGUAAAUCGUUUCAUAAUGAUUAUUCAAAGUAUGUGAUAGUUAUGCUAAAUUGUAAAAUUAUUUUAGAGGUUGCUGUUACUGCUAUUACAGUUAUUUAUAAAUAUAAUUAUAAAAUAACUGUUAUUACAGUUAAUUCUA